GUUGUUCAUAUCCACAAGGAAACCCUGUGACUUACUCAAUUUAUUGUUCUUGUUUUGUUCAUAUCCCUCAUCAUCACUACCCUUCUCCUCCAUACAUUGACACUAUAUAAAGCAGCAAUGGGGCCUCGUUAUUCUCAUCGAAUUGUGUUCAACAGUACUAAACCUAGAGAAAUGGAAAUGAAGAAGUUUCUAUUGGUUGCUGCUCUUUCACUUGCUUUGGUGAUUGGGGUGGCUGAGAGCUUUGAUUACCAUGAGAGAGACUUGGCCUCCGAGGACAGCUUGUGGGAUCUGUACGAGAGGUGGAGGAGCCACCACACGGUUUCUAGGAGCAUCGAUGAGAAGCACAAGCGGUUCAAUGUGUUCAAGGAGAAUGUCAGGCAUGUCCACAACACCAACAAAGAAGACAGGCCUUAUAAGCUGAAGCUGAACAAGUUUGCUGACAUGACCAACCAUGAGUUCAGGAGCGCUUAUGCUGGUUCCAAGGUUAAGCAUCAUAGGAUGCUCCGAGGGCAGCGAAGCGGUGAUGGGGCCUUCAGGUACGCGAACGUUGACAGUAUCCCGCCGUCUGUUGACUGGAGAAAGAACGGUGCUGUCACGCCGGUUAAGGAUCAAGGCCAAUGUGGUAGUUGCUGGGCGUUUUCAACGGUUGUAGCUGUUGAGGGCAUCAACCAGAUUAAGACAAAGAACCUUGUUUCAUUGUCAGAGCAAGAGUUGGUUGACUGUGACACUCAACAGAAUCAAGGAUGCAGUGGGGGGCUGAUGGAGUUGGCGUUCGAGUUCAUCAAACAAAAGGGUGGCCUAACAACCGAGACAAACUACCCUUACAGAGCAACUGAUUCAACAUGCAAUGCUGCAAAGGAAAACAGUCCAGUAGUGUCAAUUGAUGGUCAUGAGUCGGUGCCUGCUAAUAAUGAAGAUGCAUUGCUCAAAGCAGCUGCAAACCAACCUAUCGCUGUUGCCAUAGACGCCGGAGGUUCUGAUUUUCAAUUCUACUCGGAGGGAGUAUAUGAUGGAAAAUGUGGCACCGAGCUGGAUCAUGGAGUUGCGGUUGUGGGAUAUGGAACAACACUCGAUGGAACCAAUUACUGGACAGUCAAGAAUUCUUGGGGCGACCAGUGGGGAGAAAAGGGUUACAUAAGGAUGGCUCGUGGUAUUGCUGAGAAGGAGGGGAAAUGUGGAAUAGCAAUGGAGGCCUCAUACCCCAUCAAAAACUCUUCAACUAAUCCUACAGGAGCACCUACAUCCUACCCAAAGGAUGAACUCUAAAACGAUACACAAUUUAUUUUAGCUUUUCUGAUGUUGCUUCUGUUAUAGCAUAAGGUUUCAUGA
Molecule: messenger RNA, 1329 nt
Organism: Rosa chinensis
Lineage: Eukaryota; Viridiplantae; Streptophyta; Magnoliopsida; Rosales; Rosaceae
Product: vignain-like
Exons: 4
Coding region: 118-1266 (382 amino acids)
Cellular component (GO): lysosome
Molecular function (GO): cysteine-type endopeptidase activity
Source: RefSeq, a predicted model, not a curated record